This is a messenger RNA of Abrus precatorius (Indian licorice), 1692 nucleotides long. RefSeq names its product phosphoethanolamine N-methyltransferase-like. Bases 85 to 1575 code for a protein of 496 amino acids. Gene Ontology annotation, biological process: phosphatidylcholine biosynthetic process. The record is from RefSeq and is a predicted model, not a curated record. Gene Ontology annotation, molecular function: phosphoethanolamine N-methyltransferase activity. Lineage: Eukaryota; Viridiplantae; Streptophyta; Magnoliopsida; Fabales; Fabaceae. The transcript is spliced from 12 exons.
AGUAGAAAGCAAAUGACAUAGUGCUCAUAACCCAUUGCCAUUGUCAUUGAGAAGCCUUCAUCGUUUUACUUUCUUCAUUCUUCCAUGGCUUUCUUGGCAAUGGUGCAAGGUGUUGAAGAUGAACGUCGUGUUCAGAGAACCUAUUGGAUUGAACACUCCACAGAUUUGUCUGUUGAAUCAAUGAUGCUCGAUUCCAACGCCUCUGAUCUCGACAAAGAAGAAAGACCCGAAGUUCUGUCACUGUUGCCAGCAUAUGAAGGAAAAUCAGUAGUAGAACUUGGAGCAGGUAUUGGAAGAUUUACAGGUGAAUUGGCUCAGAAAGCUGGACAAUUACUUGCUGUAGACUUCAUUGAGAGUGCAAUAAAGAAGAAUGAAAGCACAAAUGGGCACCACAAGAAUGUCAAGUUCUUGUGUGCUGAUGUCACAUCUCCAAACUUGCAUAUUUCUGAAGGAUCAGUUGAUCUACUAUUCUCAAAUUGGUUACUUAUGUAUCUUUCAGACAGAGAGGUUGAGAAUUUAGCUGCAAGGAUGAUCAAAUGGUUAAAAGUUGGUGGAUAUAUAUUCUUCAGAGAAUCUUGUUUCCACCAAUCUGGAGAUUCAAAGAGAAAAUACAACCCAACUCACUACAGGGAACCCAGAUUUUACACUAAGGUAUUUAAAGAGUGCCAUAUGAGUGAUGAUACUGGAAAUUACUUUGAACUUUCCCUUGUUGGAUGUAAAUGCAUUGGAGCUUAUGUACGAAAUAAGAAGAAUCAGAACCAGAUUUGCUGGAUGUGGCAAAAAGUAAGAUCACAAGAUGAUAGGGGGUUCCAGAGGUUCUUAGAUAGUGUUGAGUAUAAUCAUAAGGAUAUUUUACUAUAUGAGGAUGUUUUUGGCCAAGGUUUUGUGAGCACUGGAGGACUUGAAACAACAAAGGAAUUUGUGGCAAAGUUGGGAUUAAAACCUGGUGAGAAAGUACUAGAUGUUGGUUGUGGAACUGGGGGUGGUGACUUUUACAUGGCUGAAAAUUUUGAUGUUGAGGUUGUUGGCAUUGACCUCUCCAUAAAUAUGAUUUCUCUUGCUAUUGAACGUGCUAUUGGACUCAAAUGCUCUGUGGAAUUUGAAUGUGUUGAUUGCACUAAAAAAACAUACCCUGAGAACACAUUUGAUGUAAUCUACACUCGUGACACAUUGUUACACAUCAAAGAUAAACCAUCACUGUUCAAAUCAUUUUUCAAGUGGUUGAAGCAUGGAGGUACACUUCUAAUUACUGAUUAUUGCAAAAGUGCUGGAAGUCUAUCAUUAGAAUAUGCUGAGUACAUUCAAAGAGGAGGAUAUUAUAUUGAUGACAUGAAAGCAUAUUGUCAGAUGCUCAAUAAUGCUGGAUUUGAUGAUGUCAUUGCUGAGGAUCAAACUAAUUUGCUCAUGAAAACACUACAACAAGAAUUAAAUGCACUAGAGAGCAAGAAGGGUGAUUUCAUUGAUAAUUUCUCAGAGGAAGACUACAAUGAAGUUAUAGACAGAUGGAAGGCUAAGCAGAGGAGAGGUGCUGAUGGGGAGCAAAUAUGGAGCUUGUUCAUUGCCAAGAAAAAAUGAUGCUUCAUUCUCAUGAUAUGUCUAGUUAUGCCUGUAGUUAAUAGUGUAACAAUUUUCCAAAUGAUAGUAUGGAUAAUUAUGUUGCUGUUAUUUAUAUCUUCUGACAAAAUAUUUGUG